CUGCAACAGAGCCCCACCCAGCUCUGGCAAUCGCGAGGACUUUUCACGGAGUAUCAAUGCUGGACUAUUUACCGUAUCACAAUCGGAGAGCUCAACCUCUUCCACUCAGGAUGGCCAAUGCAUCGUGAUUGUCCAGAACCCACGUGCUCAUGCCAAGCCGAAACAAUCGAUCACAUCGUAUGGACUUGCGAGAAGGCCCAACUAGCUUGGCAACGCUGGGUUUCGAAGUGGCUCGGCAGAGCAUGUCCACUCAGCGAAAUGACAAAACUUCAAGCAGCACUUGCAACGCGAACAGCUCCAGGCACGACCCAUGACUUUUUAGCACACGCACAACACUGUAUACCAGCCUGGACACCCCACCACGAUGAAGCAAUGACGACGAUAUGGCGGGUCUGGGCCACAGUGACUCCUGUUUUGCUGUGGCGCCUGAGAAACGAUGCUGUCUUCAACAAUGAACGAACUUCCCCGAGUGACACCAGCGCUGCAGUCUGGUCAGCAGGAAUCUACCAACUGCAAGCAAUUGGAGCGGCCUGGAAGAAAUCGAACAAGACCCGAAUCAAGGCAUGGUGUUUAGAAACAUGCUUAAGCAUUUUG
Molecule: messenger RNA, 594 nt
Organism: Phytophthora sojae
Lineage: Eukaryota; Oomycota; Peronosporomycetes; Peronosporales; Peronosporaceae
Exons: 1
Source: RefSeq, a predicted model, not a curated record